Messenger RNA from Bipolaris oryzae ATCC 44560, 1305 nucleotides. RefSeq lists its product as uncharacterized. Gene Ontology annotation, biological process: fatty acid beta-oxidation. The record is from RefSeq and is a predicted model, not a curated record. The coding region runs from base 1 to 1305 and encodes 434 amino acids. Lineage: Eukaryota; Fungi; Ascomycota; Dothideomycetes; Pleosporales; Pleosporaceae. Gene Ontology annotation, molecular function: acetyl-CoA C-acetyltransferase activity. The transcript has 3 exons.
AUGUCUUCCGCGGUCAUUCGCAAUUCCUUCAAGAUGGCUUCGCGGCCGCAACAACGAUUGGCUAGCAUCCAAAGACAGUUCAGCAGCUCUGCGCCACAAAGGAAGGAGAUUCGAGAUGCAUACAUUCUGAGUGCCAGUAGGACACCAACCGCAGUGUUCAAUGGCAACUUUACAACGGUUUCGGCACCGCAAUUAGGCGCCACGGCCAUCAAGUCCGCCCUGGAGAAAUCAAAGGUCCCAGUAUCAUCUAUUGAUGCCGUGUACAUGGGCAAUGUGCUUGGAGGUGGCGUUGGACAAGCACCCGCACGACAAGCAGCCAUCUUCGCCGGUCUUCCUACAAACAUCGAAGCCACCACCAUCAACAAGGUAUGCGCCUCAGGCCUCAAGGCUGUCAGCAUUGCCGCAUCUACCAUCGAGCUCGGACAGGCGGAAGCUCAGGUCGCGGGAGGAAUGGAAAACAUGACAAGAGUCCCAUACUACCUGAGCCGAGCAAGCCAGCAGCCAGCAUUUGGACACCAGAAGUUGGAGGACGGUCUCAUCUCCGAUGGUCUAUGGGACGUCUACAACCAAAUCCACAUGGGCAACUGCGCAGAGAACACGGCCAAGAAGUACGAGGUCUCAAGGCAGGAUCAGGAUGAUUACGCUAUUGAGACAUACAAGCGCGCGCAACAGGCGUACAAGGACGGGCUCUUCAAGGACGAGAUUGUACCGGUUACCGUCAAGACAAGAAAGGGCGAGACCGUCGUCUCAGAAGAUGAGCAAUACAACAAGCUCAAGCUUGACAAGGUCGCGACGCUGAAGCCGGCUUUCGAAAAGGGACCAAAUGGAUCCGUCACAGCGGCCAACAGCUCGCCCCUGAGUGACGGCGCAUCAGCCCUGGUUCUCGGCAGCAAAGAUAUUGCACAAAAGUACGGCAAGGACAGCCGUGUACUGGCCAAGAUCGUCACCUACGCUGACGCUGCUCUGGACCCCAUUGACUUCCCCGUCGCUCCUGCCGCCUGCGUCGACAAGCUCCUCGCUCAAUCCGGCCUCUCCAAGUCUGACAUUGCCAUCUGGGAAUUCAACGAGGCUUUUGCCGCCGUCAUCAAGGCAAAUGCAAAGAUCCUCGGUCUCGGUACUGAAAAUGUCAAUCCCCGCGGUGGCGCUAUUGCCCUUGGUCACGCCCUUGGUAGCUCUGGAAGCAGGAUAUUGGUUACCCUGCUACAUCAGUUGAAGGAUGGGCAGUAUGGCGCGGCUGUUAUCUGCAAUGGUGGCGGUGCAGCGUCGGGUAUUAUUGUGCAAAAGGUUAGUGCGGAUCAGCUGUGA